Molecule: messenger RNA, 3503 nt
Organism: Morone saxatilis (striped sea-bass)
Lineage: Eukaryota; Metazoa; Chordata; Actinopteri; Moronidae
Gene: tsku
Product: tsukushi small leucine rich proteoglycan homolog (Xenopus laevis)
Molecular function (GO): protein binding
Source: RefSeq, a predicted model, not a curated record
AACAUAAUGGCACUCCUCUUGUGGCUUGGCUUAUCGCUGCUGGCCUCUGUCCAGUCCAGCGCUGUCAAGAACUGCCACCCUGGUUGCCGCUGUGAGGUGGAGAGCUUCGGCCUGUUCGACAGCUUCAGCCUGACCAGGGUGGACUGCCGAGGGUUGGGACCCAGCACCACCAUGCCCAUCCCCAUCCCACUGGACACUGCCCACCUUGACCUGUCCUCCAUCUCCAUGGGCCCGCUCAGCGACACCAUGUUAUCUGGUCCAGGUUACACCACCCUGGUUAGCUUGGAUCUAAGCAGCAACCAUAUAACAAAGAUAAGCCCCAAUGCUUUGUCCAAGCUGCGUUACCUGGAGACUCUGGAUCUUAGCCACAACAACCUGGAAAGCCUCACCCCGAGGUGUUUCUCUGGCCUCCCUCUGGCUGAAGUUGACCUCAGUCACAACAUAUUCCAAGAGUUCGACAUGGACGUGUUCACUACUAAAGUUAAUGGUGAACCUGUCAGUGUGGAUCUGUCUCAUAACAAGCUUGUGUCUGUCACCACAACUUCGCAUGGGAGAGUAUUGCACAUUCAAAGCUUAAAUCUGUCUUCAAAUCGGAUGUUGAGCGUACCGAUGCUGGCAGGACUUCCGCUGAGGUACCUCAAUCUAGAUGGUAAUCCUAUCACCUGCAUCAAGGAGGGAGCUUUCGCUCAGCUGAAAGAUCUGGUUUAUUUAUCCAUCAGUGGCCUCGAAGAGCUUCAGGAAAUCGAGCCACACAGCUUCAAGGGCCUCCAGAGCCUGCAAGUUCUGGAUCUCUCAAACAACCUGAAGCUUAAGACUCUGAGCCCUGCAGUUUUUAGCGGACUAGAUUCCCUGCAAGAGCUGAAUUUGUCUGGCUCUGGAGUGGUGUCUUUGCCAAAUAACAUGCUGACCCACUUGCCCAGUAUUAAGAGUAUCACACUGGGAGAGAGCAUCCACUGCUGGAGGACCCAGAAACAGGGACAGUUCCACCGGCAGCUGGGUCAAGUCCAACACAAUGAGGUGCUGAACUGCAAUGUUGACGGUAUCGUAUUGUGAGACUAUGGAAACGGACCGCUCCUUUAGGGAUACUCCAUCACAAGUGCUUGUCGGUUGGUCGAAGAGCUUCGGAAAUCCACAACCCCCAUAUCUUCCAGACUUUGGAUUGGCGUUGGCUGUGUCCGACCAUUUUUGUAACUUUCCAAAGCUGAAAUUCAUACCCACAUUACACAGUUGUUUUAAUUCAUGACACAAGUAUUUCUGUAACUUCUCAUAUGAACAACCGAUCACCCCCCAGCCGUCUGUGAUGGCUGGUCUCUCAUGCUGCCUUCUAGUGUAGCCAUUCGGAGCAACUACAAACACUUUUGAUUUACAAUGUGCGCACGGACAACACGUUGUACGAACUAGUCCUGAUAGAGAAUAUCUCCCGGCCCUUACAAUCCUGAUGCCAGAGCUGUGCCUUAUCUGCUUUGAUAUGCAAAACACUUUUUUUUGUGUUACUCACUUAAUUACCUUUGUUCCGAGGUGAAACUGGAAUAUGUCUUAAAGGUUUAAUGUAGCCUUCAUGAACACAAAUAUCAUAAAUGCUGUACCUUUUUGAAACACAAUAACAAAAUGUACAGCAUUUUACAUAGCACAGAACAACUUAUUUUCAUCAGAACUUUAGACAAUGUUUGGGACCAUAUUAAGAGUUAUUUGCACUCGCUCCAGUCGUGGUACUGUUUUUAAGGAUGCACUUACACAUGGCCUAAAUAUCACCCAGUCUAAUGUAAAACCUUCUAUGCAUUGCUCCUAAUAUCCACACUGAGGAAUAUUUCAUGACUGUUGACCACUACGAUUUAUCAUUUGACUUUGAAUGUGAUGUUUUAUUGAAAUGAUUAAAGGGAUAGUUCGACAUUUUGGGAGAUGCACACAUUUGCAUUCUAGCAGAGAGUUAAUUCAACAGAUUGACAGCUAACCGGCUUCAAGUUAGCUUAGCUUAGCACAAAGACUCGAAACGGAGAAACAGCUAGCCUGAUUUUGUCCGAAGGUAACAAAUUCACCUACUUGUACUUGUACCAAAGCUCACUAAUUAAUAAGUUAUAUCUUGUUUGUUUAAUGCAUACAUAAACCAAGUCUAAAAACAACGGUUGUGGUGUGGUUAUAAAGGGAAGUACUCUUUCUCGUGUUGAUAAGGGACUUCCUUCAGUCUAGCUGUCACAGUGAAGUUUCAAGGCAACCAGCGGACAGACAACCACAAACGGUUGUUUUUACAACUUGAGUUUUGUGUGCAUUAAAGCAAUAAGAUAUAACCUGUUAUUUAGAUCAGUGCCUGAAUUGGAUCAAAAAAGGUCCCAGUACCCUAAUUCUGCACAACCCUAACCCUAAUUCUCUUGACAUCAUUAAAGCUUAGUGUUAAGCGAUCUAUGUGUUAACACAAAGAGACAUUGCUGUACACAGGGCUUUAGAUAUACCAAUGUCCACAAACUGAACUUGCUGAACUUGUUUCGGGGGAACAACGCAUCAAAGUAGUUAUUUUUAGACAAUUAUUUCACAACUGUUUUUGUAUACCCCUUGUGAAAAAUACUGUUGACCUCAGUGGUCAGUACAGCCAUGCUCGUCAGAAGUGGUACUCAGAGAGGCCUCAGUCUUCUUAUUUAACUAACGCUCUUCUACAAAACUAAAUAGUGCUUUUCCCAAAAAUGUGAAACAAUCCAAGGAAUAGUUAUUAUAUUGAGCACGGUCUGGUUGGGAAGCUUACAGUAAAGUCUUGUUACAAACACUGUAACUAAACCUAGUUGAGUAAAAUGAGAUGUUUUCUUGUUACACCCACAAAACGACCAUUUCAUUACUUGAAUUUGUUUCCACGAACACAAGUCUGACAACUUGUCCAUUGUGUUUCGACAAUUUAUCUUCAUAGUGACACUAAGUUUGAUGUGCAGCCCAUGCGAUUUAGGUGCACGCAGCCCUCGGCACAGUGCUCACUGAUCAGUGUUUUGUUAGUUUUUUAGGACAUUACACAACAGGAGCAAACAAGCCGUGACCAUAUUGACUGGGACUUUAUUUUGACUUGCUGUCAAAUUAGUCUCCAGUUGAGCAAGACAGCUGUUUUAAACAAAUUUGACCAAUGAAGUAGGACAACUUUCCCUGGAAAUGAAGUGAUGCAAGUACACUUUAUGUCGAUGUUGAUGUAUAAACACCAAGCUGCGGGGUGCUGUCUUGUGUACUGUUACCUUGACAUUCCUGUGGUAUUUCUGUGGAGCUAAGAGGAUCAUUAGCCUCAACACUGCAUAUUUGGGUUUUUGAAUGUCCACAAUAUGAAAAGUCUUGAGUUAUUUAGUGUUUUGGUUUUUGAAAUUGUAAAGGAAAUCCACCUUUUGAGUUGGUUAAUUGAAAGUCAGAUGAGCCCAGUCUAUGUGUAGAAGUUUAUAUUUGUAUGUAUGUAACUAUAUUGUAUAUAACUUUAUAUAUAUGUGAAUCAUAUGUGUAAUAAAUUGACUAUUCUCACACGUGUGGUUGUAAAAAAUAGC